Molecule: messenger RNA, 2272 nt
Organism: Ficedula albicollis (Collared flycatcher)
Lineage: Eukaryota; Metazoa; Chordata; Aves; Passeriformes; Muscicapidae
Gene: VDAC1
Product: voltage dependent anion channel 1
Exons: 8
Coding region: 451-1359 (302 amino acids)
Biological process (GO): monoatomic anion transmembrane transport
Cellular component (GO): mitochondrial outer membrane
Molecular function (GO): voltage-gated monoatomic anion channel activity
Source: RefSeq, a predicted model, not a curated record
AUAAAUGCUAUCCAUUUGCUGUUCUGAAUUAGGGGAAGAGCUCCUGAUGGUAGAUGCUUGUUCUGGUUACAUUUCCUUAGUGAAUGAGUUGGGGCCUUAAUGCUUUACCUCAGAAUGCAAUGAUCCAUUAGGAGAAACAUUUCCAAGAAAUGGUUUGAUAAAACCCUGAGUUCAUUCAUGUAGUUACACUGAUAAGAAAACAACAGUUAACUCUUCAGAAAGGCAGAGGAAGUUCCUUUAGUUUUAAUAUACAUUUGCUCUGCAGCCUGUUUCACAUUCUCAGUGGCAAGUACAUGAUCAUUGCUGCUGCUGGCUCCCAAGCAAAAUGAAAUCACACACUGUGUUUGCUAUAGCUGCUUUCUUCAGGCUGUAUUUAAGUGUUGGGUGGGGGAUACAAAAUGAAAGAGGCUGAAAUGGGCUUAAGUUCCUUGUUGCUUAAAGGAAUUAAGUAUGUUUCUGAACACUGUAGUUUACUUUUCUUAUUUCUUAAAUUUUCCUUUCCAGAAAAUGGCUGUUCCACCUGCUUAUGCUGACCUGGGCAAAUCUGCCAGAGAUAUUUUCACCAAGGGAUAUGGUUUUGGGUUAAUAAAGCUUGAUUUGAAAACAAGAUCUGAAAAUGGAUUGGAAUUUACAAGCUCAGGUUCAGCAAACUCAGAAACAAACAAAGUCAGUGGUAGUUUGGAAACAAAAUACAAAUGGGUGGAAUAUGGAUUGAUGUUCACAGAAAAGUGGAACACUGACAACACACUAGGCACUGAGAUUACUCUUGAAGAUCAGCUUGCACGUGGCCUGAAGCUGACUUUUGACUCCACCUUCUCUCCUAACACUGGGAAAAAGAGUGCUAAAAUUAAGUCGGGGUACAAAAGGGAACACAUCAACAUUGGCUGCGACAUGGAUUUUGAUAUUGCGGGCCCUUCAAUACGUGGAGCUCUGGUGCUUGGUUACGAGGGAUGGCUGGCAGGCUACCAAAUGACUUUUGAGACAGCAAAGUCUAGAGUAACCCAGAGCAACUUCGCUGUUGGCUAUAAGACUGAUGAAUUCCAGCUUCAUACUAAUGUGAAUGAUGGAACGGAAUUUGGUGGCUCCAUUUACCAGAAGGUGAAUGAUAAACUGGAAACUGCUGUGAAUCUUGCUUGGACAGCUGGAAAUAGCAACACUCGCUUUGGAAUAGCAGCCAAGUAUCAGAUUGACCCAGAUGCCUCUUUUUCUGCUAAAGUGAACAACUCCAGUCUGAUUGGGUUAGGAUACACUCAGACUUUAAAGCCAGGUAUCAAACUGACAUUGUCAGCUUUGUUGGAUGGCAAGAAUGUCAAUGCAGGGGGUCACAAACUUGGUCUAGGAUUAGAAUUUGAAGCAUAAGGAGUGAUUUCACAAUUGCUAAUCUGAAAAUACAGCAUAGCUACCUUCAGAAAAUAGUGUACCUUUCAAUGUUUUGUCUGGGGUGCAAGUGUUGCUGCUAUCUGUCCUGCUAGUCCUGGCUGAAGACAGCUAAGCUUUAAAAAUUAUGUUGUUAAAGAAGUGGAGACAAAAUCAUGAAUCAAAAAUCCUAGCUUUUUUUCUUUAUGUAAUUGCUCAUCACAUCUGUCAACUGCCAUGUGAUAAGAAGAAGGAAAGUGUUGAUUACCUCUAUUAAUAUAUUGAUGGCACAAGGAAUGUGUUAAUGUGUUAUAAAAUCUGGGAAUUGCAUACCACUAUAUUGUACUGUUCACUGUGUAAGCAAAAUGUUCUGAUACCUAAGGUUUCAGUCAAUGAGGGAAUGUGCAAACUUGUCUGAAAAAGGGAUUUUAAAAUUUAUUCUUUUAGAUAUGUGUUUCAUCAAUGCUUUGUCUUACUUGGUUAUCCCACACCUACUGCUGUCUCCAGAAUGCUUUAGGUUGUCCACCUUGUUGAAGUCCUUGUGGAGGAGGUUUGAUGUGAUUCAGCCAAUACUGCCUGUCCUGUGUUGUGGUUCCUUCCCCUUGCACUGAUGGAAAAGCUUUUAACAUGGACAUAAUCAGGGAAGAGUCUUGCAACUGCAAUCGUAUAGUUGCAUCACUAAUUCUAAACCAGAGUUUUCUUUUAUUACCACUUUUUUUUAGCAACUAAAUGGGUGCAUUUCUAGAGAGUCUUCCAUUUUGUGUGGAACUAGACCCCAAAAUGCUGUACUUGACACUACUAAAAAUGGAUAAAAACCCCAAACUUGACUUGAAUAAAAUAUUGAAAUGUCAUCUUUUACUCUGUCUUUAUAUUAAUUGUGAAAAUAAUUUCAUCUACACUUGUGGCUCCAGCAGAA